This is a messenger RNA of Thyridium curvatum, 2739 nucleotides long. RefSeq lists its product as uncharacterized. Gene Ontology annotation, molecular function: zinc ion binding; DNA-binding transcription factor activity, RNA polymerase II-specific; transcription cis-regulatory region binding. Bases 1 to 2739 code for a protein of 912 amino acids. Gene Ontology annotation, cellular component: nucleus. The record is from RefSeq and is a predicted model, not a curated record. The transcript has 3 exons. Lineage: Eukaryota; Fungi; Ascomycota; Sordariomycetes; Thyridiales; Thyridiaceae. Gene Ontology annotation, biological process: positive regulation of transcription by RNA polymerase II.
AUGCCAGCCGGCCCGCAGCACCCGCAUCAACCUCACUCCGCCGGUGCACCCCAGCCCCAUGCCUACCAGAGCUACUCAGUGGAGCCCUCGACGGCGUACGCGGCCGUCGGAGCGGGAGGAGGGUAUCGGCCGGCGCAGGAAGCGUUCGAGGUCCCGUCGGCCAAGCGGAGGAAGCUCUCGGUGGCUGGCACUGUCGCCAGUAGUCGGACGGACAACCAGCAACUGCAGCUCAACGCGCCUCCGGCUCCAGAGCCUGUUCUCCCAAUGGAGACUGGGAUGGAACCUCCGGCCCAGGCGCCAGAGAAGUUGAGGGGAGGAACUGGAAGCUCAGCAGUGGGAACGGCACCUGGGACGAAAUCGAAACGAGUGCGGACGGGGUGUCUGACUUGCCGCGAGCGGCACCUCAAGUGCGACGAGGGUGUGCCGGACUGCAUGAACUGUCGCAAGAGCAGUCGCGAAUGCAAGAGGGGUGUACGGCUGAACUUUAUCGACGUGCAGGUCAAAUCACCACCGUAUAUGCCGCCGGCGGUCGAGUGGGCAGUGAGGUUUGAGGAUGAGUCAAGGUCGAUUGCAUCCGAAUAUCAAGGCGGACUCAGUCGAUAUGCGCCGUUUGACCAGAAACCUGUGGCUACUCAGAACGCUGACAGGCAGGCUGCCCAACAACGGCGCCCGAGCGUAGCGGAAGCAGGCGCGUCGAUGACAAGCGAAAACAACACACAGCCACCUCAGGUGCCAUAUUUUCCGGCAAUUAGGACCCUCCAGGUCGACCCGGGUUUCGAUGACCAGAUGCAGCUGCAUUCGCGAAGGAGUAGCGAAAUGUCUUUUAUGGGCAUCUCUCCGGGCCAGGGGCAGACGAAUCUCGGAGGACCAGGCGCGGGUAAUAGUGGAAACUUCACGUUGGCAGCGCUGGAUGACCAGUACAGCCUGAAGGGCGACAAUGCUCCGCGGACGCACAACUACAAGGGCAGUGAUGUCUCCAGCGUCGCAUCGUCCAUGGUACCGCAGAGCCUCGGACCGGCAUCGAACGCAUCUUUCCGAACGGGCACGGGUCCGACGCAAUCGAACCCGCCAGAUGGGGCUAUGACGCCGCAAUCUGACCACGCGCCCGGGGAUAAGGAGUAUCUGAGCACUCCCGAGGAGAUUCUGUACAUGCAGGUAUUUGUCGAGGAGGUCGGGGUGUGGAUGGACUCUCUGGACAAGGACAAGCAUUUCAGCAGAGUGAUACCCUAUCUCGCGCUCAAGUCGCCCAUGCUCCUCAACGCAUUCCUCGCUUGCGGCGUCAAGCAUCUGACAUUGGUGAACCAGCAGUACAAGGACGACAAGGCGCUCUUUUACUAUGACACUGCGACCACACAACUGUUGCGAAGCUUGCAGAAUCCCGACAGGAAUAUGGCCGAGUGUGCCACGACGGCGGUUGUGCUCAACGUCUACGAGAUCAUGAGUGAGAAGCCGAGCGCGAGGAUGAGCCAUAUCGCAGGCGCGCGAGCACUGAUUCGGGAAUGCGGAUGGAAUGCCAAGAGUACGGGGAUCGGGGCGGCGUGUUUCUGGCUAAACAUUGGCAUGGAGGUGCUGAGCUGUCUCUCCUUUAACUGGCAGACAGCUUGGGAUCCCGACCAGUGGGACUUGGAUCUCGAUUUCAUCCAGCAAUUGGAGAGCGGCGUGGGUACAAAGAGCGAGUCCGACACCAGCGGCAACAGCAUCGGCAACGGCGAGGAGGAGAUCUGGGUCCACCGCAUCUUCUACAUCGUGGCCAGGAUCGCCAACUUCCGGGCCGGUGUGCCCAAGUUCCAAGAGCCUUCGCCGCACGACGAGGAGGUGAGAAAACAAAAUCGCUUUGCGGAAUGGAGCUACUUGAAGCGUCUCUGCGACCUGUGGAAUAACCACUGCCCCCGACCGAUGAGGCCGUUUGGGUACAUGAAAGCCCAGCCAGGUGCCAAGUCUGCCUUUCCGAACAUCUGGCUUAUCAAACGCGCCGCCAUCAUCGGCCGCCUCUACUACCACUCGGCCAUGUGCCUCCUCGCGCAGAUCAACCCCAUCCAGCCGGCCGACCACCCGGAGAACAUGAUGCAGCAGCUCCACCACGCGCACCAGGUCUGCGGCAUCGUGGCGCACACCAAGGACCGCGGCGUGGCCAGCGUGGCCAUCCGCAGCCUGACCAUCUCCGGGUGCGUGCUGCGCGAGCGGCGCGAGCAGGACGAGGUCCUGGCCAUACUCGACAAGAUCAACGCCGAGACGGGGUGGCGCCUGGGCAAGGUCCACGAGGAGCUGUACCGCGCCUGGCGGAGGGAGAAGCCGGCGACGGCCGGCGGUGCUCUAGGCGUGUCUGCGCCGGCGACGGUGCCGGGCCCGGGGCCGAUGCAGAUCGGGCCCAGGCCGCAGAUGAACGGUGGCGUCAUGCCGGCGCUGCCGCCGCAUUUGAGUCUGGGGACGCCUCAGGGGCAGCAGCAGCAGCAGCAGCAGCAGCAGCAGCAACAGCAGGCUCCUCCGCCCUUGAAGCAGCCUCCGCCUCCGCUGCAGCAGCAACAGAUGCCACCUCUACCGCCGCAGCACCAGCCGCCGCCGGUGGUUACGUCGGCCGCCUCGGUGCCUGUCGCGACGCCCGCUCCGCAGAGGAGGCCUGUGCACCCUCUGCUCGUGCAGGCCGACUUCAGUCUGCCCAAUCACCCGUACCAGAACUGGUAUGAGCCGCCGAACCGGACGAGUCAGUACAAUUCGCAGGGGUUUUGGUCUGCUGGGUGA